Molecule: messenger RNA, 1197 nt
Organism: Ambispora leptoticha
Lineage: Eukaryota; Fungi; Glomeromycota; Glomeromycetes; Archaeosporales; Ambisporaceae
Source: the annotation of a GenBank genome assembly
AUGGAAAACAACAGCAAUGCUAAUUUUACCGAUGAAUUCGGAAUAGGAUUGAACAACGACGAAGAUAUUUUUCCAACAGUCGUCGCCAAUCAAAAUAUGUGUGAUGACGAUAAUUGGCAACAAAACGACGACGAGAAUAGUAGUUCUGUCUAUCAAGAUCAAUCUGAGUCCACCGCCGUUAUUGCCAACAACAAUAACGAUUCAUUCGAUUCAUCCACUAUAAAUGAUCAAAUGCUCAAUACCAAUGUUAUUAUUUACGAUAUGAGAUCCAAUGAUUCGUCAUCUGUUCACGACUUUAGUGUACCGGAUAUUGAUGAGAAUCUAAAUAUCGCCGGUAAUAAUGAUAGUAUUUCUAAUCAACAAAUAGUAUCCAAUUGGGAACAAAAUGCGAAUUACUUUACUUAUAUGGAUGCUGCGACCACCAAUGCUGAACCUUCGACAGCAACAAAUUAUUUUGAUAAUCAUGAUGGGAACAUGUUACGCUCUUUACAAUAUUACGCGAAUGCAACAAUUCAAAAUCAAUUUCCUCAAUACGCGUUUAAUCCGAUUUUAGGAUCUCAACAGCAUCCAAUGCAAACACAACAUUCUAUUAAUCGCGAACACAAUUCAAUCCCGUUUGCGCAUCUUUUUGACACAACGACGCAUGCAAACAUUCAUCACAAUAAUUUCAUAAAAUUGAAAAAGAAACGGACUCGCAAGCAUCAUGAGAUAGUUGAUAUUGCUGUCCAAGGAUCUGGAUCGUCAUCUUCUCAAAUCCCAUCACCAAUUAUCAGUGGUUUACGUCACGAUGAAAUUCCACAAUGUUCAAAUUGUGGUGUAAGAGAAACGCCUGCUUGGAGACGUGAUUUACAAGGAGUUGCAUUGCUAUGUAAUGCCUGUGGUUUAUACCUAAAAAAUAAGGGAGUUCAACGUCCUACAGAGAUAGCGCCAGAUGGUACAAUAAGAUUAAUGCGUGGACAACGAAGAGAUAGUGAUGUCACGUGCCAGAAUUGUGGUGCUCGUAAUACUCCGUGCUGGAGAACUCCAAAUGGACAAUCACUUUGUGGAAAAUGUGGCAUCUUUCAACGAACGCACGGAUAUCCACGUCCACCGAGCCCAUCACCUUCUUGCUCUUCAACAUCGUCAUCGCCAUCGUUGUCUGCCGGAGGUUCUUUGCAGCCGCGGAAAUCUCCUAUUCAGUCUCUUGCUCCUUAUUAA